This is a messenger RNA of Cataglyphis hispanica, 1597 nucleotides long. RefSeq names its product antitrypsin-like. Gene Ontology annotation, molecular function: serine-type endopeptidase inhibitor activity. The transcript has 9 exons. Bases 187 to 1437 code for a protein of 416 amino acids. The record is from RefSeq and is a predicted model, not a curated record. NCBI's taxonomy places the organism in Eukaryota, Metazoa, Arthropoda, Insecta, Hymenoptera, Formicidae.
CAGCGACACAGUAUUAAGCAGUCGUGUGCCGUCUUCGGUAGUAUCAAUUAUUCCGAAUCAGUAUUCUUGAAGAUCUCAAAAUUUUUCCCAAAGUUGGAAGUCGACAUUGUUGAAAACAAUUGAGACAUCUAUAAAAUCAGAUAUAAAUUUUUUAUACAGAUAUUGUAGAAUUGGAAUUUUGUCACAAUGCGUACAGCGUUAUUUGCAAUCAUCAUCGCUAAUAUAAUAUGUGCCUUUGAUGCCUUUUUGGACGAAUCAUUUUACAGCAUGAUUAAUACACAAAUAUUCACUAAUAUAUCUACAGCGAUUGUAACAUAUGUAGAAUUAAAAGAAACCUUCAGUCAAAAUGAACCAUCAUAUAUAGAUAAACAUGUAAUGGGAAACAAAGCAUUUAGUAAUAUAGAUCUAGGAAUGAUAACGACUUUACUUGCAAACGGUGCUGAAGAAGGACCGACAAAAAAUGAAUUAUUAUCUUUUUCGAAUGUUGGUGAUCUAACAUCUCUAAAUGAAAGAUAUCUAACUGAUUAUAUAUUUUUAAAUAAUCUUGAAAAUAUCGAAAUAUAUAUAGGAACUACAAUAUAUGUUCAAAAUUCAAUUGAUCUGACAUCCAAUUUUUCAUCAAUAUGCAAAUAUAAACUUCAUUGUUCGAUUUCAAAAUUAGAUUUCAGAAAUAACAUACAAGCUGCAGAAAUUAUAAAUUCAGGGGUCCAAGAAACAACAAAUUAUCAGAUAUUAGACAUAAUUACUCCAGAUAAUGUCGACGAGAAUGCACAAAUUAUGUUGGUAAAUACUGUGUACUUUAAUAUUAGAUGUCCAAUCGUAAGUGGAACAAUACUGGAUCGCAAAUUUUAUGCUUCUCCAUCAAAUUAUUAUUUUGUACCAACAAUUAAAUUUGAAAAAUCGACAUACUUUCAUGGUGAAAUAAAACAUUGGGAUACCAAGUUUAUUGAAAUUCCAUUUUUGAAUGACAACGUUGUAAUGAUAAUACUUUUGCCAAAUGAAGAAAAACCUGAGAGUCUGAAUUAUCUGCUUAAAAAAUUUAAUUUGGAAGAAUUUCAAUCAAUUAGAACUGCAAACGCAUAUGAUAAAGAUAUAGAAUUAUAUUUACCCAAGUUUACGAUUUACUAUAUUCAAAAUAUGACAAAUUAUUUUCGUGAUAAUGGCGCAACUACGAUGUUUGAGGAUGAGGCAGAUUUUACACGUCUCUCAAAAAUUCCUCUAAAAGUGAGCAAUAUUGCUCAAAAGUUUCAUGUGAGGAUUCGCAAAGACGCAGAAACUUUAGAAGUUGUCGAAAAGGAAGACAGAAAACUGAUAAGCCCGCUACGAAAUUUCAUCGUAGAUCAUCCGUUUAUGUACAUAAUCGAAAUAAACGGAGUAUUAGAGUUUAUUGGAGCCAUUCGAGAAGCAGAGCUUAUAAUUAUAAAAGAAGAAUUAUAAAUAUUAUUACAAGUUAUAAAUUAUUUUAAAUUAUAAAUUUUGUUACAUUCUUAUGUUUAUUGAAAGUUUAUAUCACACAAUAUAUUUUCUCAAAUUAUUGAGAAUUAUUACUCAAAUUAUUUUUAUCAUAUUAUGUAUAUAAAACUCAAAUUAUUUUUAU